AUGCACUCUACCGCCGGCCGCAUCGCAAAGUCAGUCCUAACUCACCCAGAGACAAAAAACCUCGCAAAACAAGCCCAACGCAACAUGUCCGCCGGAACCCCCUCAGAAACCGCCAAGGCGCAGGCCUCGGCCUCCGACAACGCUCCCUCUUUCGAGUCCAUCGGCAUCAAGAACACCGACAUCGUCCAGAAAUCCGGCGUCUCGCUGUCGCAGCAGCAGAAGGUGCUGGUCGGCAGCGUGCUCGAUCUCUUCGAGGGAAACCCGACCCUGAAGCACCUGUCGCUGUGGUCCAAGAACGCCACCUUCCAGGACAACAUCACCGUCGCCGAGGGCUUCGACAAGUUCGCCGCGCAGUGGUACGGACUCCCCGCGCUCUUCAACCCGAUCCAGAUCCAGUCGCACACCGUCACCUCGGCCGGCAACCCGAUCGAGCUGAACCUGAAGAAUAAGUACACGGUCAAGGGCAUCAAGUCGGAGCAGACGAUGGAGAGCGUCGUGCAGAUCCAGGUCGGCGACGACGGCAAGAUCGCCAAGGUGAACGACAAAUGGAACAACGAGCUUCCGGACAAUGCGUUUUCUCAGGCGCUGAGGAAGCUUAACGCUGUCACGGUUCCGGCUUUUGUGAAGGUUCCCAAGAACGAGGAGGAGGAUGCGAAGCUUAAGGCGGAGAGGGAGAAGCAGUCGCAGUAA
Messenger RNA from Colletotrichum karsti, 690 nucleotides. RefSeq lists its product as uncharacterized. The record is from RefSeq and is a predicted model, not a curated record. Bases 1 to 690 code for a protein of 229 amino acids. NCBI's taxonomy places the organism in Eukaryota, Fungi, Ascomycota, Sordariomycetes, Glomerellales, Glomerellaceae. The transcript is spliced from 3 exons.